CCCUGUCCGUAUCUUUACCAACGUUACCUAGAUCCGAAAUCCAAAUGCAGACGAAAUUUUCGGAGGGAUUCGAAGUACAACACGAACCGCUCAUUUUGAUCUGAAUAUUAUUUAUUGACGACUACAGUACCUUACCUGACUAGCGUUUUCACGCAUUAAUUUCUACAAAUUUAUUUAUUUCGAGAUAGGUGAAUAUCUAUUAACGUAUAAUGACAAGGUCAAAGAUAGAAUUGGGGGAUGUCACACCCCACAAUAUAAAGCAACUGAAACUGCUUAAUCAAGUCGUUUUUCCUGUCUCGUAUAACGAGAAAUUCUACAAAGACGUCUUGGAGGCUGGGGAGCUGGCUAAACUAGCUUACUAUAAUGACAUUGUGGUAGGGGCUGUGUGUUGUCGUGUAGAUACAUCAGAGAAUUCGCGCCGUUUGUAUAUAAUGACUUUGGGAUGUUUGUACCCUUAUCGACGAUUGGGAAUCGGCACCGUUAUGGUACAACACGUACUUAAUUAUGUUUCCAAAGACGGAAACUUUGACUCGAUAUUUUUGCAUGUCCAAGUCAACAACGAGGGGGCUAUUGAUUUCUACAAAAAGUUCGGCUUUGAAGUUGUUGAGACGAAAAAACAUUACUACAAACGUAUCGAACCUGCAGACGCACAUGUGUUACAAAAAACUUUGCGUCCACCAACUACAGCAAAUCAUCAAUCAGCAAGUCAAUGAAUAAAUUCUUUUCACGUAUCAAUCUUCCAUCAUCUGUUUUCAUCUUAUAAUGUUAUCUGCUGUACAAAUUGUCAAUAAAAAUUGUUCCUUAUAUC
Molecule: messenger RNA, 808 nt
Organism: Diprion similis
Lineage: Eukaryota; Metazoa; Arthropoda; Insecta; Hymenoptera; Diprionidae
Gene: san
Product: probable N-acetyltransferase san
Exons: 4
Coding region: 210-713 (167 amino acids)
Biological process (GO): mitotic sister chromatid cohesion
Cellular component (GO): NatA complex
Molecular function (GO): acyltransferase activity, transferring groups other than amino-acyl groups
Source: RefSeq, a predicted model, not a curated record